Messenger RNA from Myotis lucifugus (little brown bat), 1581 nucleotides. RefSeq names its product cilia and flagella associated protein 126 (gene CFAP126). The coding region runs from base 1 to 1038 and encodes 345 amino acids. The record is from RefSeq and is a predicted model, not a curated record. The transcript has 6 exons. Lineage: Eukaryota; Metazoa; Chordata; Mammalia; Chiroptera; Vespertilionidae. Gene Ontology annotation, cellular component: ciliary basal body. Gene Ontology annotation, biological process: cilium organization.
AUGCAGCACCAGCUCCUCACCUGCCUCAGCCAGCCCACAGCACACCUGGGGCUCCAGGGAAUGAAGGAGGACAAGGAGUCACGUCUGGCUCUCAAGUCCAUGCUACACUGCACCACACUGCCCAAGAACACACCUCUGGGGGACCCUGGCUUGUCACUCCAGUCAAAGACCACCUGGAAGUUGAUAAAAGCGGGCACGGCAUUAGGAAGGUGGAGAACCACUGGGCUAGAGGCUCCAUUAGGACAACACACAUUUAGUCCAAACAAACUACACCCUCUUACCGCCCCCCAGGCAGUGCAGGCCUUUGAUCCUCGAAUCCAACAACUCUGUGGCUGUCAUCUCCGGGCGGGGCUUGGAGCUCAGAGGGCUUCCCCCCUUUCUCUCCACAGUACGAAAAAGCAUUCUCACCCAAGUAUCUGCAGAACUGGUGUCUCGCCAAGCCAACGAAAGAGGUAUCCACGUGUUUCUACGUCACUCACUGCCACCAGCCUUCUCCCCACAUCCUCCACUCCCUCAGCCCUCACUCAAGCCCUGAUACUCCCUCCACUCUCCCAGCGCUUCUCUUCCACUUUCCCCCAGAGCAUUCCUUCCCACGAAGGCUACACUCAGAUUAUCGCCAACGACCGUGGCCAUCUGCUGCCUUCAGUGCCCCGUUCCAAGGCAAGUCCUUGGGGUUCCUUCAUGGGCACCUGGGAGAUGCCUCUGAAGAUACCCCCUGCUCGGGUGACCCUGACGUCCCGUACAGCUGCUGGUGCUGCCUCCCUCACCAAAUGGAUCCAGAAAAAUCCUGACUUACUCAAGGCCUCCAAUGGGCUUCGUCCAGAAAUCUUGGGCAAGCCCCAGGACCCAGCCAGUCAGAAGAAACCCCAGAACUCUGUCCAGCAAGCACCAAGUCCAGCCAUCAUCCCAAGGUCCCCAGCCACAGACCUCAGUUCCCCAGAUCAACCCCCAAGUGCACACCCCUCAGCAGGUCACACUCCGGGUCCCCUCAGCCCAGCCAGCGCUCCCAAGUGCCCACCCAGAAGCCCAUGCACGUAGGACCAGGGUGGGUUCUACUCGAGCCGGGCCAGGAACGCAAACUGGGACUCCGCGGGCCCCACUGAGGAAGCCUAUCUAGAGAUGAGUGAAGUAAGAGCCCGUCAGGGAAAUGACAGGAAUAAAGGUGAAUUUGGAAAAUAAUCACCACUGUUGACUCUUGUACUGAUUUUGAUUUUUCCCUCCUGCCUCUUAUCACCAAGAACCAGAAGGGUUGGGGGAAGGGGGAAACAUGACAAAGGCUUGGGGUACACAUUUGUACAAGGACCAAGUUGGUUACACUCCAGAAAUGGCCAGAAGUCGGUUGGAAUCACAGCACCCACUCCCACACCCGGAUUUUCCUCCUGAGCACCCCAAGGACACUCUCACUGUGCACUGCGCAGCGUGCUCGUCUAGAAUCUGAGGCCACUAUUUGGAGCAGCCUCUUUGGUCUAAGUUGCUAUAAGCCGUAUGACUGACCAGCAGGUAGCUGGCUCUAAUGGCUGCUUGCGGAACAGGUGUGCUGUGAGCCCCAGGCGCUGGCUCAGACACUAGCUCCUACGCGGG